AUGGCUUUAGAUUUUUCUGCAACGUAUAAAUUAUUAGUUUUAGGCGAUUCCAAUGUAGGUAAAACGUGUAUAGUGCAUAGAUAUUGUGAUGAAAGAUACUACGAUAUUUACAUAUCAACAAUAGGCAUAGACUUUAAACAGAAGAUCAUAAACUUGGACGGAGUGCCAAUAAAACUGCAGAUAUGGGACACGGCUGGACAAGAAAGGUUUCGUACGCUCACCACCGCGUAUUAUAGAGGCGCUAUGGGAAUUAUCCUUAUGUACGAUAUUACAAAUUUGGAGUCUUUCAAUCAUUUGUCUUACUGGUUGAGGAACAUUCAAGAAUAUGCAUCCCCGGACGUGAUCAAAGUAUUGGUCGGCAACAAAUGCGACGUUCACGAGAACCACAGGGCUGUUCCAAAAGAAAGGGGUCAGAAGAUAGCCGACGAUUUCGACAUGCCAUUCUUCGAGGUAUCCUGUAAAAGUGACAUUAACAUAGAAGAAGCAUUCCUAACAUUAGCCAGAAAAAUAAGAGAAUACCGAGAAACCAAGGCCGACGCUUUUGAACUGAAGGAAAGAGACAACGUUAUCAAACCAUCGGAAUCCGAAACAGAUGUGUCAAAGUGUAGCUGUUAGCCGUUUUUUAUGUUCAUAAUAAGAACGAGUAAUAAUAAUAAUAUUUCAUCAAACACCUUAGCGGUAAAGGUAGAUACAGUGUGUAGUUUUUUGUACAAUAGGCUUCAGAAGCUUAGAAU
Messenger RNA from Amyelois transitella, 734 nucleotides. RefSeq names its product ras-related protein Rab-8A (gene RabX4). Gene Ontology annotation, molecular function: GTP binding; GTPase activity. The record is from RefSeq and is a predicted model, not a curated record. Bases 1 to 615 code for a protein of 204 amino acids. NCBI's taxonomy places the organism in Eukaryota, Metazoa, Arthropoda, Insecta, Lepidoptera, Pyralidae. The transcript has 5 exons.